AUGUAAAGUUUUACUGUGAUAGUAUUUGUUGACAGCGGGUGGUUUCUAAUAAUUAAUGACUAAAAUUUAAAUAAUAUUAUAUCGCAAUAUUUAUUAAUAUAAAUACAAAGUAAACACAUUAAAUUAACCAUAUUACUAUAAAUCGAUAUAAUUAUCAAUUGUAUGCUAGACAGUUCACAAGUUUUAUAUAAUUUAUUGCACGUACAAAUAAAACAAAAAUUUCAUACAUAUAACCAACAACCUGGAACUGGAAUUUCAAUACAUUAAAUAAAUUAAAACAACAAAAAUUGACAAUAAUUUAAAAAAAACAAUACGUAAUUUAGUACUUAAUUAUUCAAGUUUUAUCAAACUAGAUAACUUUAAUCAAACAAAUUUAAUUUAAGUAAAUAAAUUAAAAUGGUAGUAAAUAUGAAUAAAAUCUUUUUUAAUUCAAAAAAGCUAUUAAAUUCAAGUGCAGCAAUAAAACAACUGUUACUCAAUACUCGUGAUCAGAAAAGAAAUUUUUCAGUCUCAAGUUGUUUAAGUAUGCGUUUUGUACAAUAUACAGUAAAUGGUGGCCCACAACGUUUAGGUGCCCAAAUUUGUACUGGAGGUGAUAUUUUUGAUAUCAGUGCUGUUGAUUCAACAAUACCAAAUUCUUUGCCAAAAUUUUUGGCCGCUGAUAAAUCUGUUCAUGAACGAGCUAAAAGAAUCGUUGCCGCAGCUUCUUCUUUGGUUUAUUACAAAGAUGUGAAACUUCUUUCACCGGUCACACAUCCAGAUAAAGUGGUAUGUGUAGGAUUAAACUACAGUGGUCAUUGUGAGGAACAGAAUAAGCCCUUUCCUAAAGAACCUACAGUUUUUAGCAAGUUUUCAUCAACCAUAUGCGGUCCAACUGAUGAUAUAGUUUUACCCAGCGUUUCGACGAGAGUUGAUUAUGAAGUUGAAUUGGCUGUAAUUAUUGGUAAACAAGGUAAAAAUAUUCCUAAAGCUAAAGCUUACGAUCACGUGUUUGGAUAUACAAUCGCACAAGAUAUCACUGCGCGAGAUUGGCAAAAACGAAAUGGCGGUCAGUGGUUACUAGGCAAAGCAAUGGAUACAUUUUGUCCAUUGGGACCGGCUGUGGUUACAAAAGAAGUUAUCGACGAUCCCCACAAUUUAGAUAUUAAAUGUACUGUUAAUGGACAAGAGAGACAGUGUGCAAAUACAAAUGAGUUGAUAUUUAAAGUUGAUUUUAUAAUUUCCUACUUAUCAGAGUUAUUUACAUUAUAUCCAGGUGAUGUAAUUUUAACAGGGACACCUGCUGGAGUGGGUGUGUUUAGAAAUCCUCCUCUAUAUUUACAAAAAGGUGAUGUAAUUGAAAGUGAAAUUGAAGGUAUCGGAAAAAUGAUAAAUAAAGUAGUUUAAAAUAAAGUGUAAAGAAUAAAUGUUGGUUUUUUAAUUUUAAUCAUGUACAAUACUUAAAAAUGAUGUACUUAAAAUAAAUAAUCACC
Chrysoperla carnea is the source of this 1472-nucleotide messenger RNA. RefSeq names its product fumarylacetoacetate hydrolase domain-containing protein 2. Bases 397 to 1386 code for a protein of 329 amino acids. The transcript has 4 exons. The record is from RefSeq and is a predicted model, not a curated record. NCBI's taxonomy places the organism in Eukaryota, Metazoa, Arthropoda, Insecta, Neuroptera, Chrysopidae. Gene Ontology annotation, molecular function: hydro-lyase activity.